ACGAAAGCAUUCGUUAGGUAACCAAUUAUAUAGAUAUAAAUAGGAGCCAUCCGAUGCCGACGAAUCGACCUAAAAUCAGCCCUGGAGAUCAUAAUUCAUUUGUCAAAGAGAGUCGGGAAGAUGGAUACACCAAGCGAAAUACUUUACCCACUGGCAAACGCUUCACGGGACAACCUCGCAAGAGUAUGUGAAUCCUUAUGGGGAUGGAAACCAUGCGCGCAGUGGAUUUUGGGGAAGACGUGCUAUCAGCCGUAUGACUGUCCAUGUAGGCAUGCUGCAAGAUUGGAGCCUUUCUUUGACUUCUACAGAGAUGUCACGGCUUAUUAUAUUCCCGAUCUUACUGGCGACUCAUGUCCUGCCUUGAGAUCUCACGAUGAUCUCAUUGAUAUUAUCUCUCUGAUCAAGAAAAAUGCAGAAAGACCUCGUUCGAGGCUAACGAUUGAAUAUUUCAGUCAGCGUGGCGUUCAGACGCCACCGAUAACCGACCAGAACAGGGCUUUCAGUCUGGCCGCCCGCAUUACGAGCAUGAUUAAAUGCUCUAUUGAGAACCAGUCGGACGGCCUAUUAGAAGCAGGAACUCAACCUAUAACAUGGCAUAGUGACAAGUCAUUCACGGCUUUCGUAGACUCUGCGUUUCCUAAACGAGAGCAACCUAAACUCAAUCCCGAUGACGAUGUCGCCUCGUCCGAGAAGGUCCAUCUGGCCCUAGUAACGGCAAAGAGAUUGAGGAAGGUCGCACACUUGAAGGCCAUUCCUACCAAUAAUCUCAAGGACCACCUGCUUCUUGAUUAUAAGAAUAGUACUGUUGCCAUAUACCACUAUACGAGUGUGCUGAAGGAGCACAUUCUCGCUUGUAGGGAAGAAGCGAUGGGGCAGACACUUGGGCAGUCUACCCCUAAGUCUAUAUCCAGCAAUGGAAAUAUUCCUCAACAAUUGGCUCUCGAGACACUCAGUACCAUUCAAAAUAUCCUCUUCCCUGUCGACCCCGAGUCACGAUCGCUUCUUCGGUCGCUCGUCUCCAAGGAAAAAUUUGAUCCAGAUAUUCUUCGCCUCGAACCCCCAUCUCAUGGCAGUCCGGACGAGCAGCAGAUCGGAUACGAGUACUGGGGUUCCAGGCUUAUCGACUUAUACGACGAGUUGAAUAACCCGACGCCUAGAGGCUACGUUGAAAAUUGGUUACAGCGCAAGAGCGGUUCCAGAUAUAUGAUGAUGGCAACUUUAGCUGGUGUGAUCAUAGCAAUCUUUCUUGGAAUUUUGAGCCUCGCCGUAAGCAUUUUCCAGGCUUGGGUGGGAUGGCAACAGUGGAAACAUCCUGUCGCGGGAAACUGAGGAAAUAGAACUAGUACGAAGAUUUGAACUAAAAAUUCAAACCACCAGCCACCUCUUUUACCUAGUGCGUCAAGUCCAGGCUAAAACUGAGACCUGAUAGUGAUCCAUUCGCUAAAUCCUAGUGGAUAACCGCUAUAAUCUAAGUAUUCUUAGGGAGUUCGGCCACUGAAGAAAAACGCCAC
Annulohypoxylon maeteangense is the source of this 1511-nucleotide messenger RNA. RefSeq lists its product as uncharacterized. The coding region runs from base 121 to 1329 and encodes 402 amino acids. The transcript has a single exon. The record is from RefSeq and is a predicted model, not a curated record. NCBI's taxonomy places the organism in Eukaryota, Fungi, Ascomycota, Sordariomycetes, Xylariales, Hypoxylaceae.